GUCGUUUUUUUGGUGUUUGUAUUGCAUCUUCUAGAAAGCGAGUUGCAGAGGCGUACUAGUAAAUUGUUUGUUCAUCAAUGGCAGCACGAGGUGGAGCAGAAGGUGCAAGAAGAGGUGGUGGAAAGCCACUUCCUCCCUCAGCAAGAGGUCCCCCUAUUCACAAUAAACCCGGACCCCGGUUUGAACCGGUCGAUCGUGAAAAGACUUGUCCAUUGCUACUUCGAGUUUUUACCAAGGUUGGUGGUCAUCAUAGCCAGGCAGACUUUGCAGUGAGAGGCAAGGAGCCUAAAGAUGAAGUUCAAAUAUACACUUGGAUGGAUGCUACACUUCGUGAGCUAACCGAUUUGGUAAAGGAGGUAGCACCCGAAGCUAGAAGAAGAGAUGCUUUGUUGUCAUUUGCUUUCGUAUACCCUACAAAAACCAGUCAUUUUACUGUCAAAGAGGUCGGGAAAACCUUCUCAUAUCCUAAUGCAAGACGGCCAGACGACGGCAGCAAGGCUCUUGGCACCCUUAGCUUUGAGAUCGGAGAUUACCUGGAUGUGGCAAUUCUAUAGACUUCUGUAUCAUCUUUAUAUUCCAGUAGUUCUAUGUUCCAAUUUCGGUCUUAUUAAACCGUUAUGUCCGUAUUGUUUGUUUGUGUGUGCAUCUGGGUUUGUGCAUCAACUCACAAUCAGAUAAUCGUAGAUUUUUGUUGCAGUUAACAAAAUCUAAAUUCGAGCGGGGAUAUUCACGCCUCUGCAUUGACAAAAUUGAAUCAAACCAAAGAUAUUUACUCCGCUGAUUUGGAUGGUCAGCUUUUUAUUU
Helianthus annuus (common sunflower) is the source of this 804-nucleotide messenger RNA. Its product is annotated as histone deacetylase complex subunit SAP18. The transcript has 6 exons. Gene Ontology annotation, cellular component: nucleus. Gene Ontology annotation, molecular function: transcription corepressor activity; transcription factor binding. The coding region runs from base 78 to 554 and encodes 158 amino acids. The record is from RefSeq and is a predicted model, not a curated record. Gene Ontology annotation, biological process: negative regulation of DNA-templated transcription. Lineage: Eukaryota; Viridiplantae; Streptophyta; Magnoliopsida; Asterales; Asteraceae.